GUAAAAUACGAAUAAUAAACGUGUUAUACGGGUUUUAUACGUGUUUAGUACGGGAGCCAUCAAAUGAACGGAGAAAAAUGUAAAGGUUUGACAAUAAUACGGAUACGGAAGUUUUAAACGAAUAAAGUACGUACGAGUGUAUAUACGUGUAUUAAACGGAGUAUUUACAAUCAACUCAUAAACAGAGGUAUCUUUGGAAACUAUAGUACUUAUGCUACUGCUACGGCUUUCAAUUGGUAAAGUAGGAUUUAUGUUUGUCCAAUUGGUUUCAAGUUCAACACCUCCCUUACAUUUAAAAAGCUACCAGGUGAACCUACAUUUCUCAAGUUACCAUGCUUCCUUUGGUUCGAAAGUUACUAUGCUUUUUGUUAACCAAACUAAUCAAUUAAUCUUUUCUCAUCGAAAUUUUAGUAACCAAAAUAACAAAAUACAAACAAGUAAAAAAUCAAUUGACUUUGUAAUUUGUAUGAGAAGUCAUUUGCACCAAUAACCUUAUCUCACAAAUUAACCCGCCCAUCGGGCAGGCUUCAUGCUGGUAUAAAUAAAACACCUUUAUUGUAUAAACUAUAAAGAAUGAGAUAAUAAGAAGAACACUUUCCACAUCUUCUCUUGUGUUUUUUUUUUUCUCUUCACUCUCUCUUAUUAUUGUUGUUCUCUUUUAGCUCAUAACAAAGACGACUUUUUUACCGUUCAAAUCAGAUUUUGUUUAACACCAAAUAUCAUUUAUCAAUAAAAAAGGUUAAGAAUUUAAUUACAAUUUUUAAGUUAGAAAGAUCCUAAUAAAAAUUUGUGCGAUAAUUAGCAAUUCUCCUUUUCUCCUCCUAGAAAACCAUUGACUGGACCAUGUAAAUAAAUCUCUUCGUUCUGACUUUCCAUGGAUAGGAGCAGGGCCAGGAGCAGGGGGUUGUAGAAUUGAUUGUUCAUAGUUGUUGUCGAACGAACCAUUUCUGUGAAGCUGCCGCCGUAUUUGAAGGGGGAAAUUGGUUCAUGCUUGUAGUUUAACAAUGGCUCUUCUGCCUGCUAUUAACACCAUCUUUACCCAUAUCUUCCGACCCAAGUUCUCAUUUUUCCGCAUAUCUUGUACCUUUUCCUCGCGUCUUCAAACCCCUCAACUCAAAAUCUUUGCAAAACCCCUAGCGACUCUUACGCCCAACCCAAACCCCAAACCAAAUUCUGCCACUUUGCUUCUCAAUGGCAAGGACCAGCGUUUUCAUGGAUCAAGUGAGGUUCCCCACAUUGAAAAGAUUCAUUUUCAGUCAAGCUCUACAAUUGCUGCCAUUGUCACUUCCAUUGGUGGCCCUCCAGGCGCUGUGGGCAUCAUACGGCUAUCUGGACCAUCUGCAGUGAACGUUGCUGCUCGUGUGUUCAAACCCAUUAAGAGGAAGAAAAAGAGGACGCAGAGGAACGAAAGACUGGCCGCUUGGCAGCCUACCAGCCAUGUGGUGGACUACGGUAUAGUACUGGAUCUUCAGGGGAAUGUGAUUGAUGAGGUUCUUGCUGUGCCAAUGUUGGCUCCGAGAUCCUAUACCUGUGAAGAUGUGGUUGAGCUUCAGUGUCAUGGGAGUGAGGUUUGUCUUAACCGUGUGCUGAGAGCCUGUCUGGAAGCUGGAGCUAGGCUUGCUGAACCAGGUGAAUUUACUCUCCGGGCAUUUCUUAAUGGUCGGUUGGACCUUUCCCAAGCUGAAAAUGUUGGCAGGUUAAUUUCGGCCAAGUCUGCAGCAGCUGCAGAUGCAGCACUAGCUGGACUUGAGGGAGGCUUUGGUUUGCUGGUAAAAUCAACAAGAAUGCAAUGCAUUGAGUUGCUUACUGAGAUUGAAGCUCGCCUAGACUUUGAUGAUGAGAUGCCACCUUUAGACGCAAACCUGAUCACGAACAAGAUACAAGCUAUGUCUAUGGAAGUUGAUAAGGCAUUGGAGACGGCCAAUUAUGAUAGGCUUCUGCAGUCUGGAUUACAGAUAGCAAUCAUAGGUCGUCCAAAUGUUGGGAAGUCAAGCCUCCUUAAUGCAUGGAGUAAAAGUGAGAGAGCUAUAGUUACAGACAUUGCUGGAACAACCCGAGAUGUAGUUGAAGCCAGCAUUACAGUUGGCAAUAUUCCUGUUACACUCCUAGAUACAGCUGGCAUUAGGGAAACCGAUGACGUUGUUGAGAGGAUUGGAGUAAAGAGAUCUGAAGCUGCAGCCAUGGGAGCCGAUAUUAUUAUUUUGGUGAUGAGUGCCUCUGAUGGGUGGACGUCAGAAGAUGCAACCCUUCUGCAGAAGAUAGAAUCAAAAAAGGAGCAAAUUGGAUCAUCAACUCCACUUAUCUUGGUGAUUAAUAAGAUAGAUUGUGCUCGAUCGCUGGUAGCUGAAUUUGAUGAUGAUAGAGAAGGCAAUAAUAGUCUGUCUAGGCGUGUUUUCACCUGUGCGGUUACUGGUCAAGGAAUUCAAGAGCUGGAGACAGCAAUUGCAGAAAUCAUGAAUCUAAAUACGAUUCCAGACGGUGGGCGCAAAUGGACCGUGAAUCAGAGACAAUGUGAGCAGCUUGUAAGAACCAAGGAGGCCCUUUCCAGGUUGAAAUCCUCGAUAGAAGAUGAUUUGCCUCUGGAUUUUUGGACGAUUGAUUUGAAGGACGCUGCUUUGGCACUGGGACAAAUCACUGGCGAAGACAUAUCGGAAGAGGUUUUAUCCAACAUUUUCGGCAAGUUCUGUAUUGGCAAGUAGAAGAAGACGAAUGCAUCAAGAAACUCAUAAGGGUUGGCGGUAUAUCUUCUGUAUUUGCAAAUUCUGUAGACUUAGCUAUGAACUCUUGACAUAGAUGGCUAGGAGUUGUAGUUCAAAAUAUAGCAUUUUUGUUUUCUCUAUUCGUUAAAUGAUAAAUUUUACUUUUCCCCCCUCUUUCUUACUAUAGUCAUGGAGUCUCUUCUUUACUAAACCUCAAUUUCGCAGAUGAGAGUUCUGGAGCAGCAAUUUGAUGAAGUCAAAUGAUACUUGAAGAGUUUUAUAGCUGUCGGGUUUGAAAUGUAACCCAAGUAACUGUGAGAUUAAUUUUGGGGGAAGAAACCAUUAAGUUUAAGAAAGUAGCAUUACAGGUUUCAGGGUUUGUCAAAGGGAAUCUGCCUGUGAGGUAUUUGGGUCUGCCACUUAUGGCAAGGAAGUUCUCAGAUAGGGAAUGUGAGGUGAUGACUGAGAAGCUUACCAAUAGGGUUAAAUCUUGGAGAGCAAGGCAAGCUAUCUUAUGUUGGCAGAAUUCAGCUUGUUUCUUCAGUAUCAAUUGGAAUUGUGAACCUUGUCGACAUGAUUUAGGCGAUUUAAGCUAUUCCUUUUCCUACGAAUCCGAUUGAUGAUAGGCUAGUUUGGCAUGAGGAGGCUUCUGGUUAAUAUACAGUAAAGUCUUGG
Molecule: messenger RNA, 3374 nt
Organism: Linum trigynum
Lineage: Eukaryota; Viridiplantae; Streptophyta; Magnoliopsida; Malpighiales; Linaceae
Source: the annotation of a GenBank genome assembly